AUGACAGAAACUUGUACAAAAUUAAAAAACUUUUAUGGCUCAACUAUAGAAACAGUAGGUAUGACUAAAACUAGAGUGAAAUUCAAUAAACAAAAGUAUGUACUUGACUUUUAUGUGGUAAAAUUUAAAACUACUAAUGUGCUGAGCUACAAUGCUGCCAUGCAGUUGGGUUUAAUAAAUAAAGUUGAAAAUAUUUCAAAGGAAUGUGUAGCUCAGGACAUUGGUGAAUACAAAGAUUUGUUUCAUGGUCUAGGAAAAUUGAACUAUGUAUACAAAAUUAAAUUAACAGACAAUUGUGCACCUGUAGUGGAGCCACCAAGGAAAAUUCCUUUUAAAUUAGUGGAUAAAGUAAAAAAUGAGCUUGAUCGAUUGAAGCAACUUGAUGUAAUAAAGAAAGUUCAAGAACCAUCUGAGUGGGUCAAUUCUAUGGUGAUUGUUAGAAAAAGUCAAGAUAAAAUUAGAUUUUGUUUAGAUCCACAAAAUGUAAACAAAUGUAUCAUAAGAGAACGUCAUAAAAUACCUACCUUUGAGGAACUUACUUCAGCCAUGCCUGAUGUCAAAUAUUACUCUGUGUUAGAUGCAAAAAUAAGAUAA
Messenger RNA from Parnassius mnemosyne (clouded apollo), 594 nucleotides. The record is from the annotation of a GenBank genome assembly. Lineage: Eukaryota; Metazoa; Arthropoda; Insecta; Lepidoptera; Papilionidae.